AUGGACAGAGAAAUUAGCAAUAGUUGUGGAGAAUCAUCGACAAUCAGUCGUAAAAUUAUGAUUGAUCUAGAGCAACAAGUACUGCGUCGUUUUUCCGCCGCCCAAGCGCAAACGGCCUCGACUCGCGGAGGAAAUGUCCCCGACUUCGUCGACACCUCUACACACCUCGUCACGACGCAUCUACGAGUGGGGUGGGGGAGUCCUGUCCACUUCUCCCCUCUCUCCCCGGCAAAAUCCCACCGCGAGGAGACCCGGAUCCACGAGGAGCGGUUGUGGAUCUCAUCGCGGCCUCGGCCGGGCCAGAAGAUCCUCGACGUCGGGUGCGGCGUCGGCGGGCCGAUGCGGGCCAUCGCGGCCAGGUCCGGAUCGAAUGUCGUCGGCAUCACGAUCAACGAGUACCAGGUGGGCCCGAGACGCCGCCGCCACAACAAGAAGGCGGGGCUCGACUCACGUGCGAGGUCGUCUGCGCGCAACUUCCUCAGAGUGCCGUUCGCCGACUCGAGCUUCGACGGCGCGUACUCGAUCGAGGCGACGUGCCACGCCCCUCAGCUGGAGGACGUCAACGGCGAAGUCUUCAGGGUCCUGAAGCCCGGAGGGCUGUACGUGUCCUACGCAGUGGGUGACGACGGAGCUGUACAGGGCCAGGAGCCGGAGCAGCUGGAGACGAUCAGGGGAUCGAGAGGGGGGACGCUCCUGCCCGGGCCCUCAGGGCCCACGACGAGCAUCGCGGCCGUCGCGAAGAAGGUGGGGUUCGAGGUCUUGGAGGAGGAGGACCUGGCGAAGCCCCCGGCCGGGCCGUGGUGGACGAGGCUGAAGAUGGGGAAGAUCGCUUACUGGAGGAACCACGUGCUCGUCAACGUCAUGACCUUCCUGAGGAUCGCGCCCAAAGGAGUCGUGGAGGUCCACGAGAUGUUGUACGAGACCGCGAUCCAUCUCGCCAACGGAGGGGACAAGGGGAUUUUCAGCCCCAUGCACAUGAUCCUCUGCAGGAAACCCACCGGGACGAAUUGAGGGCUGGUUGGUUUUUACCGUCAGCGGGUCGGGUUGUUGUUGGGUUUUUUUGGGGAUUUGUUAUCCCCCUCCUCCUUGUGUUUCGCUUAGUUGUAGCUUCAUUUCAUUGGUGUAUGUUUUACUUUCUGCUGUUGACGAUGCUAAUGUUUGACGAAUCACCCCGACGGGGUUAAUUGUGGCAGUGAAUUAAUGGGAAUUAAAAGCGCGAGAAAUCUUACUAAAAA
Messenger RNA from Asparagus officinalis (garden asparagus), 1235 nucleotides. RefSeq names its product 24-methylenesterol C-methyltransferase 2-like. The record is from RefSeq and is a predicted model, not a curated record. Lineage: Eukaryota; Viridiplantae; Streptophyta; Magnoliopsida; Asparagales; Asparagaceae. Gene Ontology annotation, biological process: steroid biosynthetic process. Gene Ontology annotation, molecular function: S-adenosylmethionine-dependent methyltransferase activity.